Messenger RNA from Heterobasidion irregulare TC 32-1, 1437 nucleotides. RefSeq lists its product as uncharacterized. The coding region runs from base 1 to 1437 and encodes 478 amino acids. The record is from RefSeq and is a predicted model, not a curated record. The transcript is spliced from 7 exons. Lineage: Eukaryota; Fungi; Basidiomycota; Agaricomycetes; Russulales; Bondarzewiaceae. Gene Ontology annotation, cellular component: GPI-anchor transamidase complex. Gene Ontology annotation, biological process: attachment of GPI anchor to protein.
AUGGACCAUGCAGCACCUCCAUCUCAGAAAUCAGAAAAGUUGCCUUUCGAACAGACCAAAGUUCGAAGAACUAUCCUCAUAUCUUACUGGAUUGUCGUUCUGCUCGCGGUCCCAUUGUGGUGGUAUACAACUAGUAUCGAAAGACUCUCACUUCCUGUAUCUCGCAUCAACUCUCAGCGGGGAAAAGAGUGUCUUGGUCAAAACGAUUUGGAGUUGACAGUGACUGAAGGCGCCCUCAGCUCAAAUGUGUAUGGCAUCUCGGUAGUUCCAGUGCUUGAGGAACCUGUCGCCGAAGGCAGGCGGCUUUCAAUACCUUCCCUGCAAGUAUCCCAUAUUCCUCAACUACUCACCUCUCUCUUCGCUCCAUCUUCUUCACCUUCCGGCUCGGGGAGUGCUAGUCACCUCGUUGCCAAAUACGCUCCGCAUUACCGACUUGCUUUUACAGUCCUCAACGAGGAUGCCGCGGAUGGGACAGCAGUAAUCGGUUGGGAUAUCCGCAAUUCUAUUUCACGACAUCUCUCUUCUCUUCUCCACCGCAUCUCGGCCCUACACAACUUCACUAUCGAGAGCCAAGUCCGGUAUCAUGCGCCCUUAGCGUUUGAACCUCAUCAUGUCGGUCUUGAUAAUGAAGGCAUCUAUGGGCUGACGCAGGACGAUCUCAAAGUUUUUGUUAAUUCCGCGGAAUGGACGCUGUCGUCAAGCGCGUCCAACGAUCCUGUACUCCAUUUCAUCUUGUUUAUCCCUUCCGCCUCCCAUACCCCGCUGAGGAUACUCGAUGCAAAAAACAACCCGACUUCCUCAAACGCUUUUCUCCUUCCACAAUGGGGUGGCGUUGUCCUCUUCAACCUCCAGUCGGAUCUCGCUCCUCAGACAUUCCUGACCACAUCCGAUCUGGACCAGGUUUUCUCGAUUUUCCGCUUGCAACUGCUCAGUCUACUCGGCGUGCCACGCCUCCCGCCAAACAUUGUACCCGCCAAUCCCAGCGACCCUCUAACAGACUGGCAACUUGACUCUCUAUACCGACAACGGGCAAUCGAAAACGCCUUCAGCAGUAAGGAGACGCUGGAAAGCAUCGCAAAACUUGUCAAUGAGAUCCCCAACAUGCCCCUGGGACAGGACGUAAGGGGUGAUGUUCAAGAUGCUUUGACGGCGCUGGAAAAGGUUUAUCCAGCAGCUACAAAUUCACCCAUACUUGCGCUACAGUAUUCCAGCCGAGCGCUCACGCUUGCAUCUCGCGCCUUCUUCAACCCUGGUAUGCUCGCGCUUCUAUACUUCCCCGCUGAGCACAAGUACGCUGUCUACACUCCCCUUUUCGCCCCUGUGGCCGUACCAUUGCUGGCCACUGCCCUCAGAGAAUGGAAAAAGGCGCGCGCACGGAAAGAUACAGACAAACAAGCAGAAGAAAAAGAUGCUCCUCUCCGGGAACGGGAACAUUAG